CUGUCUGUGUGCAGGGCAUCUCUGUGCAAGCACACCACCGGAUUCACUGGAUCAGUCAACUGCGCAUUCAGCAUGUAUGGGGCACCCGUGCGACAAGGCUUGGGUCACACCCGGCAUGGACCUCUUCUUCCCUACAUGAAUGAGGAAGGGGCGGCCACCGCUGCGAGCCAAAACCCCGACACGGUGCUCCCCGGCACGCCCGAUGCUCGAGCCCAGGUUCCGCACAGCACCGAUAGCUCGAGCCGAUCGGAUGAAGUGCGCCGUCUGGCCCGUGCGCAACGAUUUGACGAACUCCUUUCCCGUGCUCGUUCUGCCGUGGAAAAGGCUCGCUCAGGGCAGCAGGAUGACUCAGCCGAGCCUUCACCCCGACACACCCGUACCACAAAGGCUUCAGACAACCUCGUCACGCCCUUCUCGCCCGCCGAGGUCGAGGAAGACGAUGACGCCGCCGCCCAAAUGGCAAACCGCCCUGCCCCACCCACCGAGCGCAAACCUCUCAUCACGGGCCAGGAUCGGUCCCGCCCUGCCCCACCCAUUGUGGCCUGGCACGGUGACACGGAAUAUCACGGCGAGCCCGGCGAUCGUACCUCCACCGGCACGACCAUCUCCGCCCUCGACAACCUCACACCCCGCAUCUCCCGUGUCGUCACCGUGGCCCCUUCCCCCGGCGCCGCCCAAGAGGGCAACCAUGGUGAAUAUGCCGACGUCAGCACCCCGGCACAUGCCUCGGGAGGACCAGACAUCUUGCCUGCCCCAACCCCCUUUCGUGGCCAUGACCAUGUCAACGUUGUUCGCGCCCUGGCCCGCGUUCUCGAAGAUGCACGAGACGAUCAUCAGCUUGACGACUCCGCGGCCCAAGAUACCCCGCUCGCUCGCCAGCAGGGCAGCGUCCUGAGCAAGCUUCACGUGGUCAAUCUCGACGAUGAAACACACGAGGAAAUCAUGCUGGGAAAUGAAGCAGAUCUCAACCAUGCUUCGGCCGAUCAGUUUAGUCCCGAGACGCUUGUCACAGAGGCUACGGCACCCUUGCUCGCAGCAGCCGCCCACGGCAACAUCGCCCUCAUCAAGCGUCUGGUGGACCAGGGUCACGAUAUCAACGGACCCGAUCCAAGUGGCCGAACACCGCUCAUGUAUGCCGUGCACUGCAACCAACUCUCGGUGGCUGAGCUCCUAGUGCAAAUGGGCGCUCUUCUCGACAUCAAAGCAAACGAUGGUUCAACGGCCCUGCAUCGGGCCGCCUUCAGCGGCACGACUGAGAUGGUUAAACUGCUCAUCGAAUCUGGCGCAGAUCAUCGCGUUGGUGAUGAUGAUGGCCGCAUCGCCUUGCACUGGGCCGCCCACAACCCUCGCCUUGGCUGCAUGGCCCAACUUUUGAAAAGAGUCCGGGGCGAUAACGCCAUCAACCAGCCCGACCACGCCGGCAUGACCGCCGCCAUCUGGGCCUGCUACUAUGAUCGGGUGCACCAUUUGGGCAAGCUCAAGCGAGCGGGCGCCGAUCUUGGGGCUGCCGACGUGGAUGGCAAAACCUGCAUGCAUUGGGCCGUGCAGCCAAAUGCCGUCCAGUGUCUCGCUGCUCUGGCGCAACAAAGCAGCCGUCUUCGCCUGCGUGACCGCAUUGGCCGGACAGCGUUGCACUAUGCGGCCGAACUUGAUGCCAAGGCCGCAGCCAAGCUGCUGCUUCGGCACGACCCGACUCUGGUGACCGAGGUCGACCACCGCUCCCGGACUGCCCUUCACUACGCUGCCGUGUGUGGUGGUUCUCGCGUUCUGCGGGUUCUGCUCAAGCACGGGGCCUCCGUCAAUGCCCUGGAUGAGGAUGGUCUGACCCCAAUUGAUUACGCGCGCCAGCGCCAACACGGCGCUUGCGUGGCUUUGCUGGCCAGCUAUGGGCCACACGGUCGCCUUUCCAUUUCUGAACAGCAAACCGGCGUUACCAAUGGCGUCUCGAGUGCCGACUGGCUCAACUCGCAAGGCGAUCAAGUGUCUGCCAUCAUGCAGCUCUUCCAUCUUCUCACUGUAGGGUCACACCUCGAAAAGUUUACAAACGACGGCAAGGGGGCAACGCACACCCGAUUCUUCUGGGUGGAUAUGUACACGGGCGAGAUUUGCUGGACCAAGUCUCCCAGUUCCUUUGUGCGCAACCCCGAUGCCACUUCGGCCGCCCAUGUAACAGCUGUAUACGAGGGGCCCAGCUCAAACGUGACCUCACGCCGCGAUUACGAGCCUCAGGGCAAGCACCGGUUCGGCUUUUCUGUGGCCACCACGGACCGCGUCCUGGACUUGAUCGCUCCCAAUGAGCAGCUUUAUCGUCUUUGGGUGGAGGGUCUGCAGUGCAUCUUGACGUAUGGGGCUUUGCAACUGGCGUCGGCUCAACAGGACGAUGCUUAGGCUGUGCGGCCUCGUUUGGAGUAAUGUGUCCGAGAGUGGAGUGUAGCCUCAGUGGUGCUGGGACUCGGUAUCUUUUCGUGACCUUGAGGCCCAUCACCCGACACGAUGGCGUUGUGAACAAGCAAGCACGUCUUUGCUGUUCAGUUGGACCGGUAGUAAUUAAUUCAUCAAGGAUUCGGGGUGGAGAUAGGCUUCUUACUGCUGGCCACCAGCCCCUCCUGUGUAAAAACCUGCACAAACAAACCAGAAAAAACUACCCCAGGAAGAACCCAAACUCUUUCAGGUUUCAGGUAUUGGCCUGGGCAAGCCCUUACUGGGAAGCGGGCGCGAGGCCCUUGGAGGGCAAGGGCAGAUUUUCAGCCUCAGCGCGCUUGUAUUGCUUGCGCAACCAUUUGCGAUAACCCGAGAGUGAUUUGAUCUCAUCACCAUAGUAGUCAUCUGCAAAGGCAUCACCACCUCGACGAUUGAGCAUGAUCCGCAGCCGGAAGUCAGUUUCACGCGCUUCAAUGGCGCGCGCCUGACUGGGAGCCAGGAGGCGCAAGGCCACGUGGUAAAACUGGCUAGCGAAAAUGGCACCCACAACGCCCGAGGCAAAGCUGCCGAGCAGGCCUAUCAUAAGGGGGUCGUAUCCCCUG
This is a messenger RNA of Monosiga brevicollis MX1, 3023 nucleotides long. RefSeq lists its product as uncharacterized. Gene Ontology annotation, cellular component: cell cortex. NCBI's taxonomy places the organism in Eukaryota, Choanoflagellata, Craspedida, Salpingoecidae. Bases 73 to 2388 code for a protein of 771 amino acids. The transcript has 15 exons. Gene Ontology annotation, molecular function: phospholipid binding; protein binding. The record is from RefSeq and is a predicted model, not a curated record. Gene Ontology annotation, biological process: maintenance of protein location in cell cortex.